Aedes albopictus (Asian tiger mosquito) is the source of this 2884-nucleotide messenger RNA. Its product is annotated as condensin complex subunit 2. Gene Ontology annotation, biological process: mitotic chromosome condensation. The coding region runs from base 368 to 2554 and encodes 728 amino acids. Gene Ontology annotation, cellular component: condensin complex. The transcript has 6 exons. Gene Ontology annotation, molecular function: chromatin binding. NCBI's taxonomy places the organism in Eukaryota, Metazoa, Arthropoda, Insecta, Diptera, Culicidae. The record is from RefSeq and is a predicted model, not a curated record.
CGCGAGCCAGCGAUCCUCCCGGCGGGUUGCUGUCGAACAGCUGUCACUGUCAAAUUCAGUUCAGUGGCUCGAUCGACCCGAAUCAUCGCAGCAACCGUCGUUUCGUUUUGUUUUCCACACAUACCAGAAAAGCGUCCAGCGUCGCGAAACGGGAAAAAAGUGAAAAUUCGGAUCGUUUGUGGGGAAAAUUAUGCGGAAUUGCGGUGAAUAUUCGUGCAGAAAAGAUAGCUAACGUCGGUGAGGAAUUGGUGUAGCCGAAAAACAGUGAAUUUCAGUGAAAACAAUCGGGAGAAAUUACCGCGCAUUCAGUGGCUGUGACGGGGGGAAAUUUUCUUACCGAGAACCAGUGAUUAUUUUGCUUGAAGCUAUGACGCCAGUGGCCGUGGUGGAGUCUCCGCUGCGGAGAUCCGAUCAAUCCCGUCUUUUUCGGACGCCGCGAGCUGUGUCCCACGAAGAGGUGAACGAUGACGAGGCGGAACGUCGGAUACGACGGUCGGCGGCCACCCUGGACGACAGCACGGUGGCCGGGGGAUCGACUGUCGAGGAUAACGAGAACAUCAAGAUGUGCCUGCAGUUGUACUCGGAUAAUAAACUGAGCAAGGACAAUGCCUGGUCGGUGACGAUUAUUGAUACGUUUUCGAAGUUGAUGGCGCGCCACUCGAACACCUUGCAGAAUUUCCAGGUUGCUGGUUCGACGCUGGAGGCUUCCACCAAAGUGUACGGUCUCCGGGUUGACUCUGUGCACACCGAUGUGAUGCGUAUGUGCUCGGAACUCACUCGGCAGUCUGCCCGUGCAAUGGACAACAAUCGCGAAGAUGAAGAUGAGGACGACGGCGCUGACAAGGAAAACGAUGUCAGUGUGGCAGCUGGUGGAGCGGACAAAGCUACGCAAGAACCCAAAGCGAAAAAGAAGCGGGCCCGGAAGGUGGUCAGUACAAUUACGAAGAACAAGGAUAGCAUCAAUGCCCCGCUGGAUACCAACCCGUUUACAGAUCCGUUUUUCGCUAAACUUAACUCAGUGGUCGGUGAUGUUAAUAGUACCAGUCGGCUGAUGCAAAACCUAGUUCCUACGGAGAAUGCCGAAUUGAGACUGCGAAUGGAUUAUCCCUUUUGGGACGAUUCGGAGUCACCUGAGUUGAACUGCGAAGAGGAAGAAGACUAUAACGAUUGCGAGAAGACAUCAACCACGCUCUACGGGGUUCUCAGGACAAAUAAACUCCACCAGAGGCUAGCCGGAUACGUGAUAACGGAUACUCCCGCUGAAGAUGAAGACGACGAAGAAGAUAAAAUGAAAGACACUGACGACGUGCAACUCCGAGAUGGCCAGGCGGAACCACUUGCCAUGAACCGUUCCGCGUUGGAUGUCCAGUUCGACAUUGAUGCGGAAGUGGAACCGGUUCCUGUUGGCGAUGCUUACAUUAUCGAUUACGCUUCUGCGGACGCGAUGGGCGGACCGGAACAUGAUGACGAGUUCAACGAUGAAGACCAGAUUGCGCUUCAAAACUGUCGAGGUCUCAAACGGAAAACCGUCCUCAUUGAAGACAUGCGUCCAAUCGAUUCCUCCUCGGUGAACCUUGAGUACUCCUAUCGUGCUCUGGAUAACAUCUCACAAUUCUGGGCUGGUCCUUCCCAUUGGAAGUUCAAACGGUCAAAGAAUCCACGCAGCAUGUCGAUGCGACACACUCUCGGAACAACGGAUGCAGACGGUAAAACAAAACAGAAAGUAACUCGGAAGAAAAAACGGUUCGAGGUUGACGUUCUAGACGACAUGAUCAGCGUGGCGGAAGAGUUGUUUCCUGGUUACAACCCGAAUCGCCCGGUGAAAAACAUUACCCACCUGAAAAGUUUAAUCUGUAAAAAGUGGGACUCCAAAAAGUUGAAGUUGCCUACGGAUUUUCACCUGGAACGGAAUCGCUUCGAUGUGAAUAAAUUUGCCCGGGGCAUGAAACUGCAGGAGUUCGACGCGGCUCCGGAACCGGAUGUACCAGUCGAUGAGUACGACUACAGCAAUCCCGUCGAUCAGAACUACUGCAGUCGAGUUAUGAACGAUGAAAUCGAUCCCGAAGCAGAUCCGGUGCCAGACUUCGCUGGAGGAUCGGGCGACGAUCAUCAAAACUUUGACGAUAUCGCAGCAGGAGAGGAUGGAGGCGGCGGAACAGGUCAACCGCUCAACACCAGCCUUGACUUCAUACCUACAGAAUUCCAAGGAGCACCGGAUAGGGUAAUGAAAAUCAACAUUGCGUACGCGAAAACGGCCAAGGUGGUGGACAUGAAGCAGCUGAAAUCGUGUUGCUGGAGGCUCAUCCAAGAGCGCACUAGCCAAUGCCCUGCCGAAGCGCCUGCUGGCAGUAGCAGCAAUGUCAGUUUUUCCGAGGGAAAAGCCACAUUUACCGAAAUUUUCCGAGAAUUACCCCACAUCCUGUCGAAGUCGAUGAGCGAAAAUAUUUCCAAAUCGUUAGCAUUCUAUUCAGUGCUGCAUCUGACCAACGAACGAUCACUCCGGUUAGUGCGGCAAGAGGAUUUGCAAGAUUUUACAAUUCUACCGCCUGCGUAACGAAGCACACAUGCCCGAUUGCAAACGUUUAGCCGUAACAAAACUAAAGAAUAACGUAUAGUGCAAAGUAGUUUACGGAGAAUCUUCUACUUUUAUCACAUUUCUCACCAGUUUGUAUAAAGCUUUCAAGUCGAAAUAUAAAUCCGUUUGUAUGUUUCGAUUUUGUAGUACUAGCAGGAAUCAUCUGAACAAUUCAAUAUUUUCUGAACAGCGUUACAGUUUAGUUGUUUUUUAGAGUAAGCUCGGAGUAGAUAGCGACGGUAGUCUGAAUUUUGAAAUCUGAAUCUGUAUAGAAAUAAAAAUCUAUUGAUAGGAUUAUUUUCGGUAAAA